This is a messenger RNA of Serpula lacrymans var. lacrymans S7.9, 1475 nucleotides long. RefSeq lists its product as uncharacterized. Lineage: Eukaryota; Fungi; Basidiomycota; Agaricomycetes; Boletales; Serpulaceae. Gene Ontology annotation, biological process: mitotic spindle organization; microtubule-based movement. The record is from RefSeq and is a predicted model, not a curated record. The annotation marks the transcript as partial. The transcript has 5 exons. Gene Ontology annotation, molecular function: microtubule binding; ATP binding; microtubule motor activity.
UUCGGUUUCGACCAAGUGCAUCCGUCUACAAUCACCCAGCAUGCCCUUUUCACGAGCACCGCUCAACCACUUAUUUCGCGAUUUUUAGAAGGAUUCAAUUGUACUAUCUUGGCAUAUGGGCAAACUAGUAGUGGAAAAACGUAUACCAUGACCGGAGUCGACCUAGAUGCUAACCCCUCUGACACAAACAAUGGCAUGGGUAUCAUCCCUAGAGCUGUUUCUACCAUCUUCUCGCAGGCGAGGAAGCUCAAGGAGGAGCGCGGCGGGAGCUGGAACUACAGCAUAAAAGGCUCUUUCAUUGAGAUAUAUAAUGAGGACCUUAUUGACUUGUUGAAUUCGGACGAGACUACUGGCGCUCGACGUGAAGUACAAAUUAGAGAAGGCAAAGAUGGGCAAAUUAUAUGGGGUGGGCUUCGCGAAGUUUCUGUCAAAGGUCCAAACGAAGUCAUGACUCUCAUCCGCCAGGGUACUUCGAUAAGACGGACAAACGAGACUGAUAUGAAUGCACAAUCUUCUCGUUCGCAUGCCAUCUUUUCUCUCACUCUAAUUCAAAAGAAGUACACUGGCUCCGGAGCGCCACCUCGGGAAUGGGUUACAAUUGUUUCAAAAUUCCACUUCGUUGAUCUAGCUGGUUCUGAACGCCUUAAGCGCACUGCUGCAGCAGGCGAACGUAUUAAGGAGGGUAUAUCUAUCAACAGCGGGUUGCUUGCUCUGGGAAAUGUCAUAUCUGCUCUGGGGGACCCCUCUCGCGCGAAAUCUCACACAGCCUCCCACAUCCCAUAUCGUGACUCCAAGCUCACAAGGCUUUUGCAAGAUUCAUUAGGUGGAAAUGCUCAUACCCUGAUGAUUGCUUGUGUAAGCCCUACGGAAUGGAACGUUGGCGAAACGGUGAAUACUCUCAAGUACGCCAAUCGUGCCCGAAAUAUAAAGAAUCGAGCGGUAGUCAACGAAAAGGAAGAUGGAUGGGAUGAUGUAGAAUGGUUGCAGGGCACAAUCACAAGGUUGCGGAAGGAGGUCAAGCAACUCAAGGACGGCAGUGCAGUAAUCACCCUUAGCGAACCCGAGGUCCCGGAGGGAGCCAGUAAGAAGGUUCUCGCUCAAAUGACCGAUCUUCAGAACAACUACGAAGACCUGCGUGAGAAGUUCGUUGAACGCACUGAAGAGCUUGCUAGGUUGAGACGUGAACUAGGCGAGAGACAUCGGUCGACAUCAAAUGGCGCGAUUGGUGGAACAGCCAAGUACGAGGAGAUCGUCGGGCCAGUCAUUGAGGAGUAUGAGAAGACAAUCGGCGCUAUGGAAGCUGAGCUGAGCUUGAACAGAGCCGCUUUGCGUCUGACAAACGAGAUGGUGGAAGAAAAGGAGGAAGAGCUGGCCCAGAUUACGGAAAGGCAUUCUGCCACCGAGUUGUAUGUGGAGGAGCUGAGAGGAAGGCUUGCGAAGGUAACAGAACGUGAAGCUUCAACAGAGGCUUAUGU